This is a messenger RNA of Cherax quadricarinatus, 5399 nucleotides long. The record is from RefSeq and is a predicted model, not a curated record. NCBI's taxonomy places the organism in Eukaryota, Metazoa, Arthropoda, Malacostraca, Decapoda, Parastacidae.
UGUGCAAAUAUACUGAUGUACAGUGUAUAUUUUACAGUACGGGGCUUUAAGGAUUUUUCGUGUUUAUAUGCUCUUCUCAUUGAUCUUGUUACAGGAGCCUUCCUGAUCCCUUACUGUAUUAUGUUAUUCCUGUGUGGAGUGCCACUCAUGUUCUUCGAGCUGUGUCUAGGCCAGUUUGGACGUGAGGGUCCCAUCACAGUAUGGAAAAUCUGUCCCCUUUUCCAAGGCAUUGGUUAUGCCAUGUUCAUGAUCAGCUUCUACAUUGGGUGUUAUUAUAAUGUUGUGUUAUCCUGGGCUAUCUACUACAUCUACUCAUCAUUCACACACACCUUGCCAUGGACAUCAUGUGGGGAUGGUUGGAGCUCAGAAUUCUGUAGAGAAUUCAGCUCCAGGAAUUGUACCCUGAGUGGUGGACUCAUGAACCUGACUGGGACCUGUAUCUAUCCAAACAUGACCACUGAAGAAGAAUGGAAUAUACUCAACAAAUCCAUAAGCUCUCUUAAGAGUCCUGCUGAUGAGUUCUUCCAUAAUCAUGUCCUAGAUAUCACUGGAGGCAUUCACGACAUGGGAGGUUUCCAAGGAAAAAUUGUUGUUGCUUUACUUGUUGCCUGGAUCAUUGUUUAUUUGGUGCUCAUCAAGGGAGUCGAAACUUUUGGCAAGGCUGUGUACUUCACUGCAACCUUCCCGUACCUCAUCCUAAUUGUUCUCCUGAUAAGAGCUGCUACUCUACCAGGCUACAUUGAUGGUAUAGCUUUUUAUCUGACUCCCAAAUGGGAAAUGCUCUCUCAAGCAAGUGGAUGCCUUCGUUGUUUCCAUAGGCAACUGCCUGACCAGUUUCUUUUCUGGUUUUGUGAUCUUUGGCAUAAUUGGCUUUAUGGCUCAUGAGCUGGGUGUGCCGGUUGACAAAGUUGCAGUGCAGGGAGCGGGCCUGGCAGUGCGUGGAUUACCCCGUAGGCCGCUGGCCCGCCUGCCCAUCUGCUCGGUGUGGUUCUUGUUCUUAGCCAUGUUGCUGACUCUGGUGUCAUUGGCACGCACUGUUUAUAUCCUAACUACAUCAUCACCAACCAUUUCUGAUGACUUCACAGCCCUGCGCGGCAAGAAUUAAAGUGAAUGGGCCUUGAUGGUUGCUGCUUAGUUUUGUACGGUUGUGGGACUUUAUAUGGCAACAAAGGGUGGAAAUGUUGUUCUUACAUGAGGAUGGGAUUCUUACUCGUCUACCUUUUCGGCUCUCCAUGGGGGUGUAAAGGAGGUGACAGUUGUGACUUGGUUGUAUGGUGUUGACAACUUCCUGGAUGAUAUCAAGAAGAUGUUAGGAUAUUACCCAUACCCAAAGAUUUUUUGGAAGGCCAUAUGGAAAUUUGGCAUGCCUUUAGUGGUAUUGACAAUUUUAAUCUUCUCUUGGAUUGACUUUGUCCCGGCAAGAUAUGGAGAUUACGAAUUUCCACUUUGGGCUAAUGCUGUUGGCUGGGUUCUAUGUUUCUCAUCAGUAUUACUCAUACCAGUUGUGGCAGUUUAUAAGAUCCUGCAGGAGAAAGGCUCCUUCAUCAAGCGGGUAAAGAGGUUGAUUCACCCUCUGCCUGAGUGGGCUCCACCUGCAGAUGUAUGUAUUAGACCCAAUGACUCAUUUGGUGCCAAGCCUCUCCUUAAAGUUACAUCAUUUGAUGAAGAUACAGCAAAUAAAAUAUAAAUGGAGAAUUGCAGAUUUUUUAAAAUAAAACUGUAAACACUGUAUGCCCAAAAUAUUUGUAUCUGCACCAUGGAAAAGCCAGUGUAAGACUGAGCUACAAUGCAGUAACAAGGCAUAAGUACUCUUUAGUUAUGCUCAGACUCAGAUAAUUUAUUGGAAUACUGGAAACCAUUGAGUACAAAGGGCAUUUUUUCUUAAAUAGUUUAAAAGAAAAGCACCAAAGAAUAGAUGUGUACAUGUACCUCUCAUGUUUGUUUGGUACAGUAUGGGUGGUGUUUGAGCUGCGUGUACUUGUGCAGUUAAUUUACAAAUUAAUAUAGCAGAUAUCUGCUUUACAUGUUGACUGCAUGUAAGGUACUGAUAGGAGUAAAUAUACACAAGGGAAAUAGUACUUUGGUGUAAUUUCUAUUACAAAGUGAAGUGUGUGUAUGUUUGUAACAAAAUGAAUUAAAGUAUUAAUAUAUAAUAUAUAAAGGUAAAUAUGGGCUAUAUAGUAGUUAAUUAUGGAGAAGCAUUAAACUUAAACUCGUAGGGGUUAAUAGACUUAAAGGCUUUGCAAAGGAAUAGAUGUCUAAUACCAGUACUUUUCAUUGUGAAUUCAAGUUGUCUUAAUAAAAAUAUUGGCACUAUUUCUUUCAAAAGAGUAAAGGUUUGUAACAUGAUUUUUAAGAUAAUGAAGAGGCAGAUAUUUACUUGUUUUGUACAUUUCAUUUUUUUUUUUUAAAUAUUUGAGUUAUAUAGUAAAACAGUAUUAUCAGUAUCAUAGUUAGCUUGGUACCUGUGCAGAACUUGUAUUACUAUUAUUCACAAAAAUAUGCUAUUUUUGUUUUUUUAAUCAUUAUUACAAUCGCCUAAAGUGGUAAACUGACAAGGGUUAUGCAGCAACUUUCUAAAAUUGUGGCUCUGGUUAAUUAUCAUUAUCAAGGGUUGAGUGGCAUGGUAUUGUAAAUGGGAUAGCACUAAACAGUAAGGGGUUAAACAUUAUUAUUACUAUAUUAGGGGGAGGAGUGCUAAACUUGAAGGGGGUCAUACAGCACCUGGCCAUUAGUAGGCAAUCAGAUUUCAUUCAGGUAAGAGGAGGACAAGUACAAUUCCUUUGGAUCAAGAGCCCUUCAACAUUAUCAAGGAACCUUCCUUGAGGGGUAGGGCCAUAAAGCACUGGGAGGAGAAUAGGAAGCAACCAGGCUUGAUCCAAGAAAGUGAUGGGUAACCUCCAUUCCCCCAGAUCAUUAUUAUUAUAAUCAAAAAGAAGCGCUAAGCCACAAGGGCUAUACAGCUCCCCCAGAUCAAGUGCACCUUCCUUGAAAGUAAUGGCAUAGUGCAAUUUGAAUUAUGUAAAAUGAGAAUUUUUUUAAUUAAAAGGAUUUUAAGAGGUACAGUACUGCAUUUCUGUAUAGAUGGCAGUGUUUGUAUAACAGUACUUGAUGCAUGUUGAUGUACUGUAUAAAUACAGUAUAUAUAGAAUUUAGUGUCCAUAAAGAAAAGCUAAAAGUCUAGUAGUGUUCUUGGUAAGAUUAAAAAUUUAAUGUAUAUGCUGCUUUAUGGACUGCAUACAUUUCAAGGGAGUCAGGCAAUCACUGUGGACCAAGAAUUGUGAAAAUUUGUAAGUUUCAGAAAAUAUCAGAUAAUUCAACCGUUUGACUACACUAACUUGUAUAUGAUGCAAAUCCCAGUAUUCAAAGUACGUUUAUUCAAUAUAAACCAAAUACAGUAUAUAUACAUGCAUUAUUUUCUGAGAGGUAUCAUUUAAAUGCAAGUACAGAAUAGGGAGUCAAAUUAAAUUUUUUUUUUACUUAAUAUGCAGGGUAUUUUGUUUGAUUCUUACAUUGAUAACCACUAGUGAGGAAGCAGCAGAAUGAGCAGACCAGUAGUACAUCACAAGUUGGCGAGAUCUGGUGUAAGCCACUUGCUGCUUUCAGCAGCAAGAUACACGGGCUGAUUGAUCACAUACAUUUAUAUGUAAUAUGUAUGUGUCUUCCAAGUGGCAAAUGUUUGUUAUAAUUGCACAUUUUUUCAAUGAAUUCCAUUAUAUAGUAUAAUUCUAUUAUAGAUUGUAAUGCACAUUACACCUAUUCUGGGUGCUGGUGCUUGCAAAUGUACUGUAGAGAUUAGAGAGAUAAAACAAGUGCAGUAUUCAGCAGAUAAACUUCAUUGUGUAUGCUGAUUGAUACAGACCAUGUUGCUCUCCCAUAUUCGUUAAGGCCUUAUGGAGACAUUUACUCAGCAUCAUAAUGCUAUACCUGAUCUUUGUGCUGAUCUUUGCAUAUAAAGAAAUACUGCACUAAGGUCAUGAUUUUUACUAAAAGAUUUUCAUAUUACAUUAGUAUCACUGCUGAUAAACGAAGAUUUCAGAAAGUAUCUUGUAUAUUUUUAUCUUAGGCAUUGUUUAAAAUUUUUACAGGUAGAAGUAACCUACUUUAUGUAGGAAGUUUUUGCAUAUCAAUGACAAUUUCAUUAUAAGAGGAUUAGUCAUGUUUGAGAGAAUUAUGUAUUGCGAAAUAGUUUGUAUACAAACCUUUGUGCAUGGGAUUUAAGCAUCUAUAUAAAAGUCAGGCUUGCCAUAUUUUAGUGUAUUUGUUCGGUUAUUUUACAUGCGAAUUAUCUGAAAACUAUGUAAUGUAUUUUUACAUAGCAAGGACUUUAUUUUUGAAAGAAUUUAAUUUUUUGUGGACUUGUCCUCCCAUGAUGGAUGAGUGUAGCAGUGGCCUAACAAAAGUAGGUACAGUUGGUGUUAUUACAUUUAAAACAGCUAAACCAGCUAAGGUACUGAUUUUAAUAUAAGAGAUAGUAAUUAAUAGGUAUAGUACUGUCACUGCAAACAACUCAUGACUAUAGCAGUGUAAGAAAAUGCAUUUUUUUUUAAUCAUGAGAAAAGGUUAUAUCCAUAAGGGUCAUACAGCUCUUUGGAAAUGGGAAGUAAUCAGGUUUGAUCCAAGGAAAGAUAGCUCUAAUUCCAUAGAUCAAGAGCCCUACACCAUUAUCAGGGCAAUCCCUUUUUGGAGAUAAGACAUCAUAGCACAGUACUGGUUCAGAAUGAAUUUUGUGUCAAGUUGAUAUACGGGAAUUAUUGUUCUAUUAACUGGGUCAGAAUGAUAAUGUAUAGGCCAAUACUCUGUAAUAGUCAAUGUUAAAACAAUGUGCAAUACCAGUGUAAUAUAGUAAACUCUUGAUUUAACAGACUAAUAGGAAGAGAGGGGGCGAGAGAGGCUAGUAAUAACCACUGGUGAAUAUAGACAGUGUGUUUAGCCGUAAUUGUAGCAAAUCGAUCGACCCAGCAGAUUUUGCCCCAUAUUCUCAAAGUUGGUUAAAUCAAAGGUCUACUGUAUUUAUUUAAAUGUGACAUUUAAUGUUUUGAAUGUUAGUAUUCAGAAGCCUUGUUUAAUAGAUUAAAAAUGAAAAGCAAAGGGCUGGAAGAAUUAGUGGUGGUGCCCAAAGCUGUUGAACAAGUGGCAAAAAUAAAUAUGAGCAGGCAUAUUGUUAGAAAUCUAUAAUAAUUCCAGGUGUGUAGUAUGUAUUAUAUUGUAUAUUCAAAUUAAAUUUUAUUAAACUUUAUAAUACUGCAAAGUAUUCCAAUUAAUGUUAAUUAUUUAAAUUGUAGAUAUAAUGAACUUGUUAAAUUAUCACCAAUAUUUUAUUUUAUUUUAUAUAUUUUGUUGACACAUGAUUGUGACAUGUCUUUGUAACAGAUAUAGAAUUAAACUUAGUUUCCAAA